Lineus longissimus is the source of this 6351-nucleotide messenger RNA. Its product is annotated as ubiquitin carboxyl-terminal hydrolase 15-like. Gene Ontology annotation, biological process: protein deubiquitination. The transcript has 19 exons. The coding region runs from base 39 to 2900 and encodes 953 amino acids. Lineage: Eukaryota; Metazoa; Nemertea; Pilidiophora; Heteronemertea; Lineidae. The record is from RefSeq and is a predicted model, not a curated record. Gene Ontology annotation, molecular function: cysteine-type deubiquitinase activity.
GCGUUCGAAAACCUUCCGCAAUCGGCCUGUCAGUCAUCAUGGCGGAAGGUGGUCCUCCUGACUACGAAUCGCAAAAAACUCAAAUAUCUGAGCUAUUAAAGACUCCUUUGAAGAAAGGAGAUGUUUGGUACUUGAUAGACACAAAAUGGUUUAAGCAGUGGAAGAAGUUUGUGGGCUUUGACAGUUGGGACACAAGGGCAGUUGGUGAAGACAAUGCCUUCCCUGGUCCAAUAGAUAAUGCCCCAUUAUUCAAAGAUGGCACAAAAGAACUAAAGGAGCAUCUCAUUGAUGAGUUGGACUACAUGCUGGUACCCAGCGAGGCAUGGGACAAGUUGCUCGCCUGGUAUGGCACAGUAGACGAUCAGGAGCCUAUCGCGCGGACAGUGAUUGAACAGGGUAUGUUCGUCAAACAAUGCAAGGUUGAGGUUUAUCUUAUGGACCUGAAACUUUGUCAGAACAAAGAGAUGGACAAAGUAUUGACCAAACGCUUCAGUCGGGCUGAUACAAUUGAACAAAUCGAAAAAGAAAUGAAGACUCUGUUCAGCAUCUCGGAUGAUAAGGAAGUGCGCCUGUGGAAUAAAUACAUGUCGAAUACCUAUGAACAUUUAAACAAGCCAGAAAAUACGCUGCAGGAUGCUGGGUUGUAUCAGGGACAAAUGAUUGUAGUCGAACAACAGAACGAUGACGGGACAUGGCCAAGACAGACAAAGAGCUUAUCUUCUUACAGUGCCUCGACGACGAGCAUGGACAUGAGUUCAUCUUAUGGCUCCUCUCCCGUCAGGUCUUCAAGUGGAUCAACGUUCAACUCGUAUUCCAACUCGAACAGCACAAGUGGAAUAGGAGGUGGUUCAUCGUCAUCGUCCUACUAUGGCAGUUCAUAUGACUACAACUCUGGUCGAGGCAGUGUCUCACCCGGUAUAUGUGGACUUAGCAAUCUUGGGAAUACGUGCUUCAUGAACUCAGCUAUACAGUGUCUGAGCAAUGUUCCGCAGCUAGCCCAGUAUUUCUUAGACGACAAGUGGCAGGAGGAGUUGAACUAUGACAACCCGCUAGGAAUGAAGGGGGAAAUUGCCAAAGCUUAUGCAGAACUAAUCAAAAAUAUGUGGUCGGGAAAAUACAGCUACUGUAUGCCGAGGAAUUUCAAGGUUUCUGUUGGGCGAUUUGCACCGCAGUUCUCUGGUUACCAGCAGCAGGAUGCUCAGGAGUUGAUGGCGUUCCUACUGGACGGUUUGCACGAAGACAUGAACAGAAUCAAGAAAAAGCCUUAUAUUGAGCUGAAAGAGAAUGAGGGCAGACCUGAUGCGGAAGUGGCAAGAGAAGCUUUUGAAAAUUAUAGGAAACGAAACGAUUCUGUGAUAGUGGACACGUUUCAUGGUUUACUCAAGUCGACCCUCGUGUGUCCGCAGUGCUCAAAAAUAUCCGUGACAUUUGACCCGUUCUGUUAUCUCUCAUUACCUCUGCCAAUCAAAAAGGAGCGACAGAUCGAGGUGUUCUUCGUUCCGUUGGAUCCGAUGAAAAAGCUGACUCAGUAUAAACUAACCGUGCCAAAGAUGGGUAUCGUGCUCGAUGUAUGCAGAGAACUGUCCAAAUUCACUAGUGUACCCGCCGAAAAAAUGGUCGUCACUGAUGUAUAUAACCACCGAUUUCAUAAAUUAUUCUCAUCCAACCAAGGACUUUCCCAAAUCAUGGACCGGGAUGAUAUCUUCGUAUAUGAGAUCCCAACGCCUGCAAACGAAGACGACCAGGAUAAGGAACAGUCGUUGAUACUAGUCUACAUGAGGGAGAAAAGGGUCAGGCAGAGCGUCUACUACUCUCACAGCCACACAUCAGCGCAGCUCUUUGGUACACCCCUCCUCGUAUCGCUGCCCAAGAAGUCGUGUACUUACGAACAAUUGUACAACAUACUACUGCAUAGAAUGUCGCGGUACGUGAGGCCUCCAGAUGACAACAACUGGUGGAAAGACGGCAAGGAAGAUGCUUCUUCAGAAGAGGGAGAUGACAAACAGAUAAAUGGAGAAGUUGAAAUGAACAACGGCGAAGACAAUGACGAGAACAUGGAGAAGAAAUCGGAUGAAGAUGAGGAAGACAAGGAGGAUGCUGAUGAGGACGACCAUCGUCUGUUCACGCUAAGCAUCAUCAACUCGUACGGCAGCUCAGAGGUCAACAAGAUCAAGGACGAUGGAAAACCCAUUAGGUUCAUCAAUCGUACCUACCUGGCAAUGGACUGGAACCACAAGGCCAAGGAGCGCUUCUUCGACGACAAAGUGGCUGAGGAAUUCGAAGUUCACGAAACCGUCAACACAGAGCCCAUUCAGAAGAAGCAGACCAUCCAGCUGAAUUCAUGUCUGGAGUUGUUCACGACGAAGGAAAAGCUUGGUACCGAUGAUCUGUGGUAUUGCCCAGCGUGUAAAAAGCAUCAGCAGGCAACGAAAAAAUUUGACAUUUGGCAACUUCCCAAUGUUCUUGUGAUCCAUCUGAAGCGCUUCUCAUACAAUAGAUAUCUCAGGGACAAGCUGGACGCUUUUGUGGAAUUCCCAACAAAAGGUUUGAACCUGAGGAAACUUGUGAUCAACCCAGACCACAGCCCGGCGAUGUACGACUUGGUGGCUGUCACAAACCACUAUGGCGGUCUGGGCGGCGGGCAUUACACUGCGUAUGCUAAGAACCGUAAUGAUAAUGAGUGGUACCAUUUCGAUGACUCAACGACUUCACAAUGCAGUGAAGAUUCAGUUGUGACGAAAGCUGCGUACGUGCUUGUCUAUCAGAAACGUGAGCCAGUGGACCCAAUGGGAAACAACGAAAACCCUCGGCUGAUCUCGGCUGCUGCAGGAGCGCCCUCUAAAGAGGAUGGAUUCAGUAACGGCAACUGCAUGAGCGACGAUGAUAUGGAAAUCAAUUGAAAGCACCAUAGCUUAGACAUGUGACAUGAUCGAAGGUGCUGCGUAUCUGAGUUGCACCAAAGUGUGUGCAGUGAUCUCCGAAUAAUCGUGAACCCAAUCCCCACACAGCUCUGUUUGCGGGAUACUCGAGCAUUGACUGAACAAAGGCCAUUCGGUGCGUUGAUUGCACACCCAAUUAUGUCUAUGAUGAUCCGUCACUGAAAACUUUCAAAGCUAUAAAAAGCAAAAAACUAAUCUGAUAUGAUCAAGUGUCACACAACCAGAUUUGUGAUAUGGAGAAUGGUUGUUUCAGCGGCACACACCAAACACUGGAUAUUUUUCCGCUCUCCUAGAUGAUGUGAUUUCCACAUUUUACAUCUUAUUGUGCGUUUGCACUGACUGUCUGUUUUUCUGGUCCACCGUAAUCUGACAGAAUGAAUUUUUCAGUAUGAUUGCACAGAACAGCUGUUUUUGGCUGCUAAGUGGCUGAAAUUACACAUUUUGUGCAUUUGUAUACAUCCAUUUUUAAACAUUUUUUAGCCCUUUCUGUUUCAGAUUCAUUGUUACAAAAUUUAGAGUCUUGGCUGACGACAGGUCGUUCCUAAUUUGCCUAGCCAAUCAUAUUUCCGAAUUUAUUUGGGCAUUCGAAAGAAAUAUAAAGCCAUAGAAUCAAACAAUGUCAGAACGGUAGGGGAUGCUUUAAAUGUAUUCAAAAAGGUGAUUCUUGCUUGGAUGCUUGGGUAUAAAAAUUUCCAAGGUCUUUUUGUGCUGUGUCAGCAUAUUUUAUCGCAUAAUGGGUGUUUCACACUAAUUUUUUGGUUGUUGAAAGUUUAAAAGUAAAGAAGUAAUAAUUAUUAUACGAGUGCAAGCUUGGUCUCCUUUUGCAUUGACAACUUGUGUGUUUUCCCCGAAACGUCUAAUCACUUUUGCCUGAUAUGCCAGAGGGCUAGUAAAGCAAGAAGUACUGUAUAUCUUUGAAUCUUGUUCCAUUUUCAGAUGGGAUUUAUGAGAAAAAAUUUUCCAACUGGCCUGUUAAUGGUAUGGAAAGACUUGCACUCAUUGCUAAUUUGAAACACUAUGAGUCUCAUUAUCUCUUUAAAGUAGUGCUGCCUUACAUCUCGAGGUGUUAAGAAUAAUGUAAAUAAUGUAAAGAUGUUGACAAAUUUACUGUAAAUUAUUUCUGUUCAAAUUCGAAAGAAGGGCGUUCACUUUAGCUGUGCUGUUAGCGAGUCGUCCAAUUUUCGACGCAGUAGUCUUCAGGCUUCGUUAGUGCUCACUUUGGUAAUUAGUAUAAAAGGUGACUAUAAUCUUUGAGUAUGAACAAUGCAUGAUUCAUUUAUAAUCGUGAUUUGGAUUUUACUAUUAAUAAGUGAUAUGUAUAAAAAUGUGGAAAAAAAGAUGUUUGUACAAUUAUGCUUAUCAUGUUACGGUCGGUUAAAAAGCAAGGGUUAGAUUUAGGACCAUCUUAAAAUAUACGGAUGCCAAUUUUUACAAAAUUUCCUCAGUUUUGAAGAGCAAGCCUGGCAAAAAACUGAAAAAGACACUAUUGUUUGAAUUUGGCCGGGUUAUUUACUUCUUUGUUGAUUGCAUUGAAAUAAAACAGAAAUUGGGAUCCAAUAUUGUCAACUCCCAACUUGUGCAAUCGGAUCUAAUCAUUAUUAUCGGUCUCCUAACCCUAUUGAAAUUUUUUGCAAGAGGUAUGGAGCCAACUUUUGGCGACGGUCCACCUGGGUUUGAUCAUUUGUUUGCCAUGGCAUAGACACUCAGUACAAGAGACCACGGCUUUUACUCUCGUCUGAGAGGCUCUCGAAUAGUACGUUGUGUCGUGAAGAGCCAGAAGUAAGGUUCUUGGUUUCUCCAGAAAUUCUGAGUCGAACCUAGAAUUGAACACGGGAGGGGGGAGGGCACUCCUACUCGCUAAUUUAUUGUGAGGGGGGGGGGGGGGCAUCAGUAUAUUUCGAGGUGGUCCCUUACUGGUUUGUUUCCAUUUCAAUCCCACUUAAAAACUAUACAUAUAUUAAUACAUAUACUUUUCUUACUCGACCUUAUGACAAGUCAUGGAAAGUUGUACGCAAGACUAAAAGUCUUUGGUGUGAUAGGGUUGGUUAACCCUAAGAUACUGGGGCUAUUUUCCACUUCUGAAGUGUCUUAACUUCAGUUUCAGAUUGAGUUCAAAUUCGUCUAAGUAAUUUUGGAUGAUGCUCAAAAGGGCUUGAUAUGGUGACUUUAAAGUUGGGAAAUUUCCAUUUUAUGAUUUUAACCAUUCUGAAAUUCUGAAAUCUCUUCAUUUAACUUAACAAUGAGGCAUCCAAAGGUAGCAUCAAAUCUGUACAAAACUGUUGUAUGCUCUUGAUGGUUGCAAAAAUAUAACACUGCACCAGUAAGAAUCUGCAGUUUGGCAGAAGUGCUAUCUUCAAUUUGAGUGUAUGGAAUGGGAAAGGUUGAAAUUGUGUUUUAUCAACAACAAGCCUAAAAUACUAUUUUAGCAACGCUUGCAGUUAUUGUAGAUAAUUCUGGUUUAAAGGCCUACGCCGUUAGUUGAAUAUUUGAAAUUCGUAAUUGAAUUUGAAAAUUUUAAAUUGUCUAAAUACGUACUGGAUAAAAAUGUUGACAAUGUAAUUGUGUAGACAUAUGUACAAUGCUCGAAUUACCGAGUUUAAGCAAAUUCGUAUGCAUGAUAACUGCACUAUGGCAUUGUGUAAAACUGCAUUUCUAUUUUCCUGGACCACCAGUAAUUACAAACGGUGUACGCCUUUAAUUUUAUUUUCUGGAAAACUUUGGUUAAAAUCAUGACGUCGCAAGAUUUCAAAUUGUGUCGGAGAAGACAAUCAAUCUUGAAGAGUUGUCAAAAACUGUGUGUCCUCGUCGACCUUGAAUCAAGAUACUAUCGAUAUCAAAAACAUAUAUUACUUCAAAGUGAUGUGUUUUGUCGAUAUGUAUUUGAGCACGUGACUAAUGUUAGGAGCUGCUGACGGACUGUUGUAUGGUUUAGGCUUCGGAUUUGGGUCGUUUUGACUUGCAGCCCUUCAGAGGUUACAUAAAUAUCAAUACAUAAAUAUCAAAUAGUUUUCAAGAAAAUGUGUUUUGUACCAACAUUAAAAUUUUUUUGUGUGAAAGAAAUAUUAGAUCGGUGUGGGAUGCGGCGCAAUUGUGGAGUUUUUCACAUUUUACAAAUUUAUAUUAAGUGGCCAAUUGAAAUUGAAUUGAAAGUAGUUAUCAAAGAAUUUGUUGUGACCCUCAUCUUUCGUACAUUUGCCUACCUAGAGGUAUCUUUCAAAAUUCUAUGAAAAGCCAUGAGAAAGUACUCUUUUUUACUUGUUGUCUAAAACUCCUUGAUACAGUUAAAAAACCCAACCAAUAGCAAGUUCUUUUCCAUUGUUUUUGCCUUCUCUGUGCUCCAUUUCUCAAUGAUUGACCCUUGUUUUAUGCCAUCUCUAUAUAUUGCCAACAUAGCUGAAUAAAGCGUUGUAUU